Molecule: messenger RNA, 2454 nt
Organism: Rhizoctonia solani
Lineage: Eukaryota; Fungi; Basidiomycota; Agaricomycetes; Cantharellales; Ceratobasidiaceae
Product: small nuclear ribonucleoprotein
Exons: 17
Coding region: 1-2454 (817 amino acids)
Cellular component (GO): box C/D methylation guide snoRNP complex; small-subunit processome
Molecular function (GO): snoRNA binding
Source: RefSeq, a predicted model, not a curated record
AUGGACUAUGACCCGGCUCGUAUCAAUGAGCUAUUGGCCCAGCUUCAGAAUUCGACGGCAUUUCAGAGUGUCGUAACUUCCAACAACCCUUCAAGCUCAAGCCAAACGCCGAGUUUGCCCACAGACGAGGUGUCUGUUCCAGCUCAAGCUCGUGUCUCUCCACCAGUACCCGGGUCUACCGUAUUUGACCUUUAUCUCGACUUAAUCCUGGAGCGUCUUCGGGGCCCACCAACACUUGAUUUGAAGUUCAUGAAUGUACAACAAGCGCUACCUCAUAUAUCCAAACUUACACAGAGGGUUGAAGUCAGAGACAAACUGAAAAAGGAGGUCCAAAAUCAGCUUGAGCAGAGUUUGUAUGCAUCACAGCAGGAUGUGAUGAGGAAGCAUGAACAAAGAGUUACAUUUGCUAAGAACAAGUACGUGGCACUCUACAUCUCCGACCGUUGCCGACUAAAGUGCCUGGUUGAAAGAGCCAGUAUCGUUGGUGUUUCGCUGAGUGACAAGGACAUUCGAAUUGAAGCUCAAGGCCAUACACCGUUUUACAUCAACUGCCAUGGCAGUCGAAGAUAUUUCGGCAAUGCAAGAAGGAAAGCUUUCCAAAGGUCUGAAGCAAUUCCUGCAAGAUCAGGUUGUGGACAAAGGCAGGGGAAAGAGUCCUUGGCUGUCAUUGAACCCAAGCUUGGUGGUGCAAUAGCGAAGAAGCUUGGUAUUCAAGUGGUCUCUGGGGAGUCUACCCAGGACUUGUUCCGCGGCAUUCGCAGCCAGCUUUCAUCCCUUCUUGACGGGCUUGAUCCCACGGACCUGUCUACCAUGAGUUUGGGUCUUUCGCACUCGCUUUCGAGGUUCAAAUUGAAGUUCUCUCCUGACAAGGUUGAUAUCAUGGUGAUUCAAGCGAUCGCAUUGCUGGAUGAUUUAGACAAGGAAAUUAACAUUUAUUCUAUGCGCGUCAAACUAUCUGACCCGGAAUGCUGUCCAGGAAUGGUACGGCUGGCACUUCCCAGAAAUGGGAAGAUCAUUGUGGACAAUCUUGCGUAUGCCAAGGUUGUUCGGGAAAUGGGCUUCCGUACAAAUGCUGCGACAACCUCCUUGGCGUCCAUUCUCCCCGAAGAACUCGAACUGACUCUCAAGGCUGCUGCAGAAAUUAGCAUGGGCACCGAAAUUUCUGAUUCCGACAUCUCACAUAUUCACUCGCUGUGCGACCAAGUCAUCUCCAUCUCUGCGUACCGAGCGCAGCUUUCCGAGUACUUGCGGAAUCGAAUGAAUGCAAUCGCUCCCAACCUUACCGCAUUGGUAGGCGAAUUGGUUGGCGCGCGAUUAAUCAGCCAUGCCGGCAGUUUGAUGAGUCUGGCGAAGCACCCUGCAAGUACUGUUCAGAUUCUUGGCGCCGAGAAAGCUUUAUUCCGUGCUCUUAAAACUAAACAUGAUACGCCAAAGUAUGGACUUAUCUACCAUGCAUCUCUUAUCGGGCAAGCUCCUCAAAAGUUGAAGGGAAAGAUGGCUCGUAUGGUAGCGACGAAGGCCCGCUCCAUCCGUGUGGACGCUCUCGCAGAUGUAGAUGAGAAGUCCGAAGCGACUGCUGCAACCAUUGGGAUCGAAAAUCGAGCCAAACUCGAGUCCAGACUUCGUGCGCUGGAGCACCAAUCGGAUCUCGGCAGCUUACCAUUCGCGAAUACAGUUCGCAAGCAGUCCAAAUUCGAAAUGAGUGGAUCCACCAAGCAGUACAACACUGCUGCCGAUUCGGUAGGCGCCGACCAAUGCGAAGGAAGAGAGGAGAAAGGCAAAGAAGAGAAAAAGAAAGCAAAGGCUGAGAAGAAGGCCAAGAAAGAGGCGAAAAAGGCAGAAGAGGAGGCAGCACGGCUCAAAAAAGAGGCGAAAAAGGCAGCAGCAGCUGCGGUGGCCGAGGUAGCAGCAGAGAUGGCCGAGGAAGCUGCCCCUGUUGUCUCCAACGGCAGUGAGAAAAAGCAAAAGAAGCGACGGGUAGAUGAAGGAGAGUCGCCAGAGAAAAAGCUGAAUAAUACGAAAAUCGAGCCUGUUGGCGUCGCUCACCCGAAGGGACAGGUUCGGAGCGCAUCGAAUGAGAUGGACUCGCAGCGACCCCCAAAACGAUCUCGUAAAGCAAUCAACUGCGAUCCGUGUCGACGAGCAACCCUGUGUUAUCCUGAUUCUGGGCCUGCUGAACAUGGCCAACCUGCUCAGAUGAACGGAAAUGAAGCUGUCCACGACAACCACGCCGGCGCAGGGGAUCCAUAUGCCGAAAUUGCUCGAAUGCGUCAGUCGUUGGCCACAUUAGAGAGCCUCUUGACCCGCCAUGGGAUAUCUCCCCAAGGGAGUAGUCUUGGCUCAACUCCUUCACCAGAUGGUCUAAUGACCGAGUCGACAGCUUAUCCGGCAAUGGAGGUUGGGAUGUACGUUGGGCCUACUAGUGCAGCUAGCCCAUUGCUUUCCUUCAGGUGA